This is a messenger RNA of Equus caballus (horse), 4242 nucleotides long. RefSeq names its product casein kinase 2 alpha 1 (gene CSNK2A1). Gene Ontology annotation, biological process: regulation of cell cycle; peptidyl-serine phosphorylation; peptidyl-threonine phosphorylation. Lineage: Eukaryota; Metazoa; Chordata; Mammalia; Perissodactyla; Equidae. The record is from RefSeq and is a predicted model, not a curated record. Gene Ontology annotation, cellular component: nucleus; protein kinase CK2 complex; cytosol. Gene Ontology annotation, molecular function: protein serine/threonine kinase activity; ATP binding.
GUUUCCGCUUCCGGCAGCGGCGGCUGCAGCCUCGCUCUGGACCCUGCGGCUGGCGGCCGAGCCGUGUGUCUCCUCCUCCGCCGCCGCCAUAUUGUCUGUGUGAGGAGAGGGGAGAGCGGCCGCCGCCGCCGCCACUUCCACCGCAGUUUGAAGAAAGCAGGUCUGAAACAAGGUUUUACCCCAGCUGCCUGUGAACACGGUGACUGCCAGAUCUCCAAACAUCCAGUCCAGCUUUGUCCGCCAACCUGUCUGACAUGUCGGGACCCGUGCCAAGCAGGGCCAGAGUUUACACAGAUGUUAAUACGCACAGACCCCGAGAGUACUGGGAUUACGAGUCACAUGUGGUGGAAUGGGGAAAUCAAGAUGACUACCAGCUGGUUCGAAAAUUAGGCCGGGGUAAAUACAGUGAAGUAUUUGAAGCCAUCAACAUCACAAAUAAUGAAAAAGUUGUUGUUAAAAUUCUCAAGCCAGUAAAGAAGAAGAAAAUCAAGCGUGAAAUAAAGAUUUUGGAGAAUUUGCGAGGCGGUCCCAACAUCAUCACACUGGCAGACAUUGUAAAAGAUCCUGUGUCACGAACCCCCGCCUUGGUUUUUGAACACGUAAACAACACAGACUUCAAGCAAUUGUACCAGACGUUAACAGACUAUGAUAUUCGAUUUUACAUGUAUGAGAUUCUAAAGGCCCUGGAUUAUUGUCACAGCAUGGGAAUUAUGCACAGAGAUGUGAAGCCCCAUAAUGUCAUGAUUGAUCAUGAGCACAGAAAGCUACGGCUAAUAGACUGGGGUUUGGCUGAGUUUUAUCAUCCUGGCCAAGAAUAUAAUGUUCGAGUUGCUUCCCGAUACUUCAAAGGUCCUGAGCUACUUGUAGACUAUCAGAUGUACGAUUAUAGUUUGGAUAUGUGGAGCUUGGGAUGUAUGCUGGCAAGUAUGAUCUUCCGGAAGGAGCCAUUUUUCCACGGACAUGACAAUUACGAUCAGUUGGUGAGGAUAGCCAAGGUUCUGGGGACAGAAGAUUUAUAUGACUAUAUUGACAAAUACAACAUUGAAUUAGAUCCUCGUUUCAAUGAUAUCUUGGGCAGGCACUCCCGUAAGCGAUGGGAACGCUUUGUCCACAGUGAAAACCAGCACCUUGUCAGCCCUGAGGCCUUGGAUUUCCUUGACAAGCUGCUGCGAUAUGACCAUCAGUCACGGCUCACCGCAAGAGAGGCCAUGGAGCACCCCUAUUUCUACUCUGUUGUGAAGGACCAGGCUCGAAUGGGCUCCUCUAGCAUGCCAGGGGGCAGUACGCCUGUCAGCAGCGCCAAUAUGAUGUCAGGGAUUUCUUCAGUGCCAACCCCUUCACCCCUCGGACCUCUGGCAGGCUCACCAGUGAUUGCUGCUGCCAAUCCCCUUGGGAUGCCUGUUCCAGCUGCCGCUGGCGCUCAGCAGUAAUGGCCCCUUCUGUCUCCUGAUGCCUGAGCAGAGGUGGGGGAGUCCACUCUCUCCUUGAUGCAGCUUGCGCCUGGCGGGGAGGGGUGAAAUACUUCAGAAGCACCGUGUCUGAACCGUUGCUUGUGGAUUUAUAGUAGUUCAGUCAUAAAAAAAAAAAAUUAUAAUAGGCUGAUUUUCUUUUUUUCUUUUUUUUCUUUCUUUUUUUUUAACUCGAACUUUUCAUAACUCAGGGGACUCCCUGAAGAAUUACCUGCAGGUGGAAUAUUUCAUGGACAAAUUUUUUUCUCCCCUUCCAAAUUCAGUUCCUCAUCACUAAAGAACAAAGAAACCAGCCUCAAUCCCGGCUGCUGCAUUCGGGUGGAGAUUUAUUCCCAUGCCCACCGUUUCUCCCCCACCAUCCCACACUUUGGGGGGUUUGUAUCUCAUGCUCUUCUCCAGAGAUUACAAAAAUAUAGCUUCUUCAAGGGAGGAGGGAAGGAAGGAGGAAGGGGGUACCCAACCUCUAAGAGGAGCAUACUGCUGGUCACUGAUACCACUUUACUCCCAAAGUGCUUCAGUGGGCUUAUCCUGGUAAAUCUAGUGGAAACAUGUCCUAGUUACAUUGAGAUGCUAAAAAAUCUACCCAAAGUGCAGACAGGUCCUGAAAACUCAUGUUCAGUAUGAAUCAUGUCUUGUUGACCUAACCCUAAAUCCAGCUCACUUAGAAUUUUAGUUUCAGUUUAGUUUACAAUGUUAAUUCCUUCCCUCCCGAGCUCUUCUCCUUGAUUCUCUCCCUUUUCGUUUCCUGACACGUUCUAUAGCUGGUAGGAGAGGGAAGGCAAAGUCUUUUUCAGUUUUCUUUGACUUGGCCAUUUUGAAUUCAGUUAGUUACUGGGCAUAACUUAUUGCUUUUCACAAAAGAAAAUACUGUCUAUAUAUAGGUUUCAUGUUAGCAAGUCUUUAAGAGCUAAUGGGAGAUGUGGCCACACUGAGUUUCAUUUUAAGCUUUCUACCUUCUUUUCCUCCUGCCUUCCCCUUCCCUCUCAUGCCAUCCAGUGAGAAGACCUGCCCUUCAGUCUUGUAAAUGUAUCUGAGAGGUAGGAGCAGAGCCACUAUCUCCAGUGAAACUGAAAUGGUAGACCUGUAAUUGUGGGAAAACUAAACUCUCUUGUUACAGCCCUGCCACCCCUUGCUGUGUGUAUAUAUAUAAUACUUUGUUCUUCAUAUGUGAAAGAUCCAGUGUUGGAAUUCUUUGGUGUAAAUAAACGUUUGGUUUUAUUUAUCAAGGUUAGAUUUAAGUUCCCUGUGUAAAGGUCUCGCUGGGUGGGUGUCUCACGUUCACAUCCGAGGGGCCUGCAGCCCUGUACCGUGGAGGCUUCCCAAGGCCGCCAUUUUUGUACACCCCUUGUUUGACCCAUGGUACUGGGCAGGGCAGAGAGGCCUUAAAAAAGCACCACAAGCCAAAGCAUCUCUGGGGAUUAAGGAUCCUUUGCCAUAAAACUCAUUUUGUGUCUCAGCAGUGCAGGGAUUGGGGAUGGAAAAAGUCGCCAGUUUUUGUGUGUUUGUGUGUGUGUAAAGUGGAUUUUCCACUGUAAUCCAACCACCUAAGUUUAUCAGGUGCUUCACUGAGGAAGCCUAGUUUUUUAAGCACAAUAGCAAAACCAUCAGCUCUGUAUUUUUUCCUGUUAUUCAUUACAGUAGCUGCUUGUGGGGACUAGGAGAAAUUCUUCCAACAUAUUUUAAGGCCUAAAGUCUUAGUUCCCCAUUCUCCUACCUUUAUAGAUUCACAGGCCUUUCUCACCUGGGCGUCAUAGAUAAACAUAAUUGUUUGAGGAGUUGAAUUUAAUGAACUUACCUAACUUUGUAACCCAUCUUGGCUUUAGUAACUUUAUCAAGGUGGCGGCUUUAGUGAAUAUAAUGGUAAACUCCAGAGGAAGCUAAAGCCUCCUUUUAUAAUGCUUCUCAACAGUAGGGAAAACAUUCUGACUGUGUGGCAGGGUGAUUUUCUUCCUUGUGGCCACUUACAGUGGAUAUUUAUUGUUCUUGACCCUUUUAUGCCCUAGAAUGCUGUGAGGGUUACCAUGUUGAAUUUGUGCAGAAGCUAAAAGCACCGGAUGUGCCAGAGAUGCAAUUUGUGAUUACGUUUGCACUGGAUUGUGAUUGACCAGGACACUUAUGACUAAUGAAUUCUUUCCUUUGAGGUGGGGAGGAGGGUUGUAAAUCAGGACUUCGCAUCCCACCCUUGUAGCUCAGAGAAUCUAGGUGUAGCUGAGGCUGAUGUUGGGGGCUGCACACAGCUGGACCUCCUCAUACGCAUCAGACCUUGCUAGAAACCGAAGGUGAAUGCAGAGGACUCUGAAAUGCCACCCAAGAGCCUUUUAAAAUAAACAGAAGUUUUUAAAAUGCUACUUAAGGAGUCACUGCAGAAGCAUGGGAAAAAAAAAAAAAAGACCCAGUUGGGUGGGUGGGGGGCAGGGUUUACAGAGUAACAACUUCUGCGUUGUUGUAAAUUACCUCAUCUGUACACCUUGUAUUGGGACACUUUCUCAGCACUACCUGUAUCUGCAUUGAUUAGAUGGCCGGAAAUGGAAUGCCAGUAUAAGACAGUGUGUUGGCAAUUACUUUGAAAGGUUUUUUAAGUAUUUUUUUAACUUUGUUUGAAGUGGCCCUCCUUUUUUUAAGUUUGAAGUCAGAAGUGCCCCUCCCCCCGCCCCGAUUUAUUGGUUGUAAUUGUAUUGUAAUUGGUAUAACUAAAACAUAACUGUGCUGGGAAGAAGUUGUGCCAUGAAGGUCUUUAAUUUUUUUUUAAAUAAAAACAUUUAAACAAAUGAAA